AUUUAAAAAAUGGGAAAAACAAGUAAAGUUGUAGUUUGUGGUAUGAAAGGUGUUGGAAAAACAGCAUUAUUGGAACAACUUAUUUAUGGAAAUGUCACAUUGAAAAGUGAAAUUCAUUCAACAAUUGAAGAUAUUUAUGUUGCAAAUAUUGAGACUGAUCGUGGUACUAAAGAAAAAAUAAGAUUUUAUGAUACAGCUGGUCUUGAAGCAUUACAAACAAAUACAAAUAAUCAACAAUUACAACGUCAUUAUCUUGGUUUUGCUGAUGGCUAUAUACUUGUUUAUGAUAAUGCAAAACCUGAAUCACUUGAUGUUUUGUUACCACUCAAAAAAGAUAUCGAUAAAAAUAAAGAUAAAAAAGAAAUAAUACUCAUUGUUAUUGGUAAUAAAACGUUAAUUGAUAAUGACAGUCUUGAAAAUACAAUUAGUAAAGCAACGAAUUGGUGUACAAGAGAAAAAAUUAAACAUUUUGAAGUUAAUUUAAUGGUACGUGAAAGUUUAUAUGAUGCAUUUAUUUAUUUAUCAUCGAAAUUAAAUCCAGUACAAAAUAAAAGUACAUUUCCACAAUUAAGUAUGGGAAGAAAAAAUAUUAAAACUGAUGCAACAUGA
Molecule: messenger RNA, 609 nt
Organism: Aphidius gifuensis
Lineage: Eukaryota; Metazoa; Arthropoda; Insecta; Hymenoptera; Braconidae
Gene: kappaB-Ras
Product: NF-kappa-B inhibitor-interacting Ras-like protein
Exons: 2
Coding region: 10-609 (199 amino acids)
Biological process (GO): canonical NF-kappaB signal transduction
Molecular function (GO): GTP binding; GTPase activity
Source: RefSeq, a predicted model, not a curated record